Messenger RNA from Drosophila hydei, 2170 nucleotides. RefSeq names its product signal recognition particle subunit SRP72 (gene Srp72). The coding region runs from base 96 to 2063 and encodes 655 amino acids. Gene Ontology annotation, molecular function: ribosome binding; 7S RNA binding; protein binding. Gene Ontology annotation, biological process: SRP-dependent cotranslational protein targeting to membrane. Lineage: Eukaryota; Metazoa; Arthropoda; Insecta; Diptera; Drosophilidae. The record is from RefSeq and is a predicted model, not a curated record. Gene Ontology annotation, cellular component: signal recognition particle, endoplasmic reticulum targeting. The transcript is spliced from 4 exons.
CUCGAAAUUAUUGUUGCUGAUGUGUCCAACCUGUCAAAAUUUCUAGCAGGGCGAAAGUUCAGUGUCAAAAAAGAUUUUCAUAGUUUAUUAUUAUAAUGUCGAAAGACGCAAAUCCAAAGGAGGCGCUUAUAAAAGCGGCCUAUGCAGAUGUUCACAAAUUUGGCAACAAUCAGGAAUUUGACAAGGCGGUUAAAGCCGUUAAUCGCAUUCUGGGAGUUGCUCCUGAUGAUCAAACUGCACUGCACUGCAAAGUUGUAUGCCUGAUGCAGCUGUCCAAGUUCGAUGAGGCUCACAGGUUUAUUGAGAAGAAUCGUCUCGCCACUGUGCUGAUCUUUGAGAAGGCCUACUGCGAGUACCGCCUGAAUAAGCAUCUUCAGGCACUCAAAACCAUCGACGAUGCUGCAAUGCAGCCGUUGCCAGCAAAGCUGAAGGAAUUACGCACCCAAAUAUUAUAUCGUUUGGAGCGCUACGAGGAUUGCCUAGAUGCGUACAAAGAGAUCAUCAAGAACAGCAGUGACGAUUACGAGGACGAGCGACGGACUAAUCUCAGUGCAGUGGCAGCCAAUUUGGCAUUGGACAAGGACAAAGACGUGCCGGAAGUACCCGAGGACACUUACGAGCAGUACUUCAACAGUGCUUGCAUUCAGUCCAAUCGCCAAAAAUUCGUAGAGGCGGAGCGCAAACUGCGCACAAGCGAAAAAUUGUGUCGCGAUUUUCUAGAAGAGGAGGGUGCCAGUGAGGAAGAAAUACUCGAAGAGCUGGAUGUUAUACGCGUUCAGCUCGCCUAUUGUCUGCAACAGCAGGGCAAAAUAAAGGAGGCCAGCGUUAUUUAUGCUGAAUGUCUACGCCAUAAGCCGAAGGAUGCGGCGUUGGUCGCAGUUGCCAGCAACAACACGGUUGUCAUCAAUAAGGAUCAGAAUGUCUUUGAUUCCAAAAAGAAAAUACGUGCUGCCAUGGCUGACGCCUGUGAGCCAAAAUUGACCUCACGCCAAAAGCAGACAAUAGCUCUCAACAAUUGCCUCUUGGCAUUGUAUACCAAUUCCAGCGAUCAAGUCCAGCAGCUGACACAAAAGUUAACCCAAAGUUAUCCGCAAGUGGAGUUCGAGGCUCUGCUGAUACGCUGCAGUCAACUGGCCAAGGAUAAGAAGCACAAGGAGGCCAUCGAGCAACUGAACAAGUUUGCCAGUGCACAUAAGACGCAUGAAUUUAUCAGUAAAUUUGCCAUCAUACAGUUGCAGUUGCUUCAGGGUAAUCGUAAAGAUGCUAUCGAAACUCUACUCUCGCUGGGUGAGGCUAAGUACAAGCCUGGCAUUGUUUCAGCGUUGGUAUCUCUUUAUUUAGGCACCGACAAUAAGCCGGCUGCAUCGGCGCUGCUUAAGUCAGCCGUCGACUGGUAUAAGCAGAAUAAUGUGAGCAGCGGCGAUUUGUCGGACAUGUGGCGACAAGCUGCAGAGUUCCAUUUACGUGGUGGAGCCUCUGAAACAGCGGCCAGUUCUUUGGAGGAACUGCUCAAACUGAAACCCAAUGAUAUGAAAGUACUAGCCCAGCUGGUUAUUGCCUAUGCACAAUUUAAUCCUAAGCGUGCGCUCGAGAUAAGCCGCAAGUUGCCCAAACUGGAAACGUUGACAACGGCUUCCGAAAUUGAUGCACUCGAGGCGGCUAACUGGGUAAUGUCUGCAAAGGCAGCCAAAAAGACGGCCAAUGCGAAAGUUGAACCUUCGCCUAGCACACCCGCAACUGAUAAGAUGAAGAGUGGUAAUCGCAAGCGCAAAGGCAAACUUCCCAAGAACUACAAUGCCGAGGUCGCGCCGGAUCCUGAGCGAUGGUUGCCCAAGUAUGAGCGCACAGGUUUCCGUAAGAAGCGUGGCGGUGCGCGAGCCAAGGAUAUUAUCAAGGGAUCCCAGGGCAUGGCGUCUGGAGCAGCUGAUCAAUAUGACAUGUCCAAUCGUGCCAAUCUAAACAAGAACUCGCCUGCAACGCCCGUAUAUCAGGAGCCUACACCCGGUCCAAGGCAACAGCAUCGCAAAGGUGGCCACAAGAAGAAGAAGGGCGGACGCUUCUAAGUCGUAACCAAUAACUUGCUUUUAAUCUGUAUCAAUUACAUAAACACUAUCAACUGGUUUUGUAUUGUCAACUUAUAAAUAAACAGUUUUGCUAUUCUUCUCCAUCA